AAGAAAAUGCCGGCCCUUUCCGGUAGUGACCUGGCACCGUCGUCGGCGGAGGCGGUGACUAGGACUCUUCGAUCGUCAAAUGAGAGCCCUAUGCAACGGCUUAGUUUUGCGCAAGAUCUCUGGAAUUCUAAGCAUAUUUUCAUUCCUGGAAAGGACGAACUUUUACUUGAUUGGAUAGUUUCAGAGCUGUUCAAUGCUACAAAGGGGAAAAGCUGCAAGUUUGGAGAAAGUCCUCACUUGAAUUACGGGCAUUGGCAGUUUCUUUGCACCUUGCUAGAUCACUUUACGGCAAUAAAGCGUCGAUAUGAAUCCGGCGGUGCGUGGACGAAAACUGGAAGCUCCAAAAACAAAGUUGCUCGGACUCCUUCAGUAAAGGCGAGGGUGGGAGAUAUCUUUGUGGUUGUUUUGAACGACGUGUCAGAUUCUCUAUCUGAGCGUAUCAAUAAACAUGCUCCGAAUGAUCUCCUUGCCAUUGAGAGCUUGACACGGAUCACUUGCGAAUGUUUCCGCAGGCUUACCGCGGACCUGAACGAGAUUCUACGCCCGACCCUGGAGCUCUAUGUUACACUCACGGACUCUGCUGUCCGCUUCUUCGAUAUUGCGUCCUCCUCAGACAUCUCCAUCGCUGCCGCAUCUGGCCAGUUUCUCCAAAUAGUUCUGUACCACUUGCAAAAGAUCUCCCAGCAGUCUCCCAAUAGAAAAAAGACAUUCAGCAUCACCGUGAGCAAACUUUUCCUUCCCAUCCUUACCCUACGAUAUUCUCUGAAGACCUCACCGGCAAAAUCGUCGCCUGAGGGCUUUGAGCACCAUUUUGAGGUUCUCGUGAAGGACCUUCUGCAGCACAACCUCUUUCAUCGCGAACAUAUGCAGGAGUUUGCCAAUGUGCUACAUCACCUAGAGGGGAAAGCGUCAGUUACCGGAGCUGAAAAAGCAGGCUAUCCAAAACAAUUUUUGGAACUUUUGCGAGGCUCCCUUGCUACAGGAGCAGGCGUACAAUUUAGAGCAGUCCUGAACUCCUUGCCUUUCAUAUAUGAGCUAUUCAUUCAGAGUUCUCAGGAAUUGACAAAGAGGCGGCCAUUAUCCACUGAGCCUACUUUUCCUCUCUUCCUCGAGUUUCACCAAACAUUAUCAGAUUUGAUGAAGCGAAUGUUAGAGACGGGAACUGACGUGUCAAUGAGAACCGCUCAGAACGUGUUGGACGUUCUCGUGGAUUUGUUGAAUCUUGUGCAGCGCUCUGACAUCUAUCGUCCGACCAACGAUGAAACAUCUAAAAAGCAGCUCCAGUUUUUUGAGCAGCUGAAUCGGUUUUUUCUCGACCUGGGUGGCACACUUCCAUCGACCUGCCACAGCAGGAUUAUUCAAGGCUGGCAUUGUCUGUUGCUUUUAGACUACACCAUCAUUGAAUCACAUCUGGCGGAGGUGUGGCCUUUCAUUUUGACGCCUGUAGCAGCAGCAACAUUGCAGGCGGAAUUAUUCACCCGCGAGUUACUACGAACAUUUACAAAAUGCAGGCGCUUAGAUUACCUGAUCGAAAAGUACCUGGAAGCUUUGCGGCAUGUUCAGCUAACACGGGGGGCCAACGUCACAAAUCAAGCCAUUUUCUACUCCACUUCUUGUUUAUCGGAGUUUGCCGCAUGCAUUGAAAAGCUCUUACCCGCGCAGGCCAUUGCACUAAUGCAGUUACUUCGCAAAGAGCUGGAGGAACACUGCCUUCAACCACAGGCAACAGGACGAUCAGCCAAGAGGCAGAAGCGUGAGAAGGAUCCUGCGCGAGGAAAAAGCCGUGACUUUCAUCUAUCGGCAGAGCUGCCUGUUAUACUCCUCUCACUUUUACUGGAAAAUGCACACAUCUCCCAAGGCCAGCAAAAGGCGUUCGAGGAACUCAUCGGAGAGUUGCAAGCCAAUUUCAUUGAUCCGGUCCUCGCUCGAUGCGACGCGGGGAGGAAGCUGGAGCUGCCCGAAACGGAUGCGCUUUUGCUACCAGCGCUUUCACUGAAGCUUGCCUUAUUGAGAGCUUCCCCGGCGUAUUGGGCCAUGCAUGUGACAACAGUCUCCAUUGAUCGCAUGCUUGGACUUCUGCGGAGAAUUUCGCUGAGUGAUCCGAAAGUGGCCUAUUUACAGAAUGAAAUUGUGCUCUCCCACAUCGAGCGCAUCGCGAGUACUACCGUAGAUCCUCGCCAAGAUACGAACUGUGUGCGAAUGAUGACUGAUGUUUUGAGCAACCUGAGCUUGCGAGCCUACGACCUUGCUACGACAUGGGAUAUGCGGCUCAAAUCGUUGACAAGUGCCAAUCAAAUUGUUGGCUCCUGGUCGAUGAUUGCGAACCAUCUCGUGCCUAUCAGUCGUUUGGCGGAAAGAUCCCAGCUUGAGGACAUCGUCCGGCUGCUGAUCGACAGCAUUGAAAAGAGUCCUAUUGAAGCCGUGUCACGAGAGGGCACGCUGAUAGCCGUUACCAAGCACCUACUGAGUAGCACGGUUUUUUACGAGCUGAAACCCGUUCGCGAUGCAUUCGUUCCUGUUCUCUUGCAGCAUCUGGGACAAGCCGUUACCGCAGGGAUUAUGUCACCGUCCUCGCUAAACAGUCAGGAGAUCUCGAUUCUCUUGGAUUUAACCAACCCUGCAGAUGCCGAAGCUAAGAUGAAUGCCUAUCAGCGGCUUGGGGAAUUAUUUGAGGACAGUGCAUGUGCCCAGCCUCAUCUCAGUCCCGACUCUCUACCUCGAGUUCUAAGGCUGUUGGAUACUUUGCAUACACUGCCAACUGCUUAUUUCUCACAGACGGAGAGGGACAUGAUAGUUGGUACACUGCUUGUUAUGGAAAGGCUGUUUUAUAAGUCGCUUUCCGCGGACACGGAUAACUUGGACCGGCGGGUAAACGGGCUACGACUUGCCGCUCUCACUCGGAAAAUUGGGCUACGUCUAAUGCUCAGUCGGCAAAACAAGCUCUUGACUUUUCUAUCACCUGCGAUUAUGGAAUGGUACCUCGUGUCCUUGGACCAGUAUGAGCAGUGGCAAGAUGCUGAAACGACCGCGACAUUAUCCUACAAUGAUAUGAUCGUUGCUGCGACAUAUGAGAUUCAAGAGCUAACCUGCCGAAAACUGCUCCAACGACUUGCCGAUACCUCACCGAAAGAUGCUGGCGCGACUCCUGGAGAACAUGUCAAAAGGUUGCUUGCGUUCGUGCAAGAUUAUUGCCCGAAGUCGUAUAGCAUCAAUCGUUUUCGACCAGCAAAUGCGUUAGCGAAAUCCAUUACUGCUUGGACUGAAUCUCGUCCUGAACGGUUACACUCGCUAAAUACCUGCUGCGAAGGCCUGGGUGAUGCGGUGAAUGACUUCGUUGAGCGAUUGCAAGCGAUGGUUUGCCAUAAUCUGCAGGACUUCACUUUGGAUGGGGAGACCAUGCAGCAAGAUUGCACUGAGAUUGUAAAUGAGCGUAGUUGCAAGGAGGCACAGUUUGCUUUUGAAGUAUACUGCCAUCUAUUGAGGUUCUAUAAAUUUGGAGGAGAUGGGGCCAAGUACUCAAAUGGCUUGGUGUUUCUGGCCGGUCUCGUUACCGGAAGUAUUCGCCUUAUUUGCGACAUCUCCAGGACUGGAAAUAGGCUUGAUGGACAACACAAAGCCUUGCCCCAUUUAGCGUCACUUUGUGCCGAUUUCGUCGCCGCCUUUGCCGCUAAUUUCAGGGAUAUUACACCAGCUGUUGAAGCAAACUCGAUGCGAAACCUUGUGACGUUGAUGUGGUAUAUCAUGCAAAUCAAUUCUCAGGAUGCACAGUCCGCCACCCUAGAAAGUGAAUGUGCUAAGAAGAUGACAUCGGCCUUGUCAUCGUUGGUGCGUGACACGUCGCAAAAGCAAUAUACGGAGCUGCUGGCAUGCCAUUUGGAUCGCCUGGAGGGUGAGCCAGCGUCGCUAGCAGUUUCGAUCGAGAAAAAUACCCUGCCAUCACGAUAUGAAGAUACGACCUUGCUGGUGAGAUGCCUGUCUUUGGUGAUCAAUGGGGACAAUAGAGAAGUCGGAAGGGGCCUUGUUCGUAAAGAGCUCCCCCGUAUUUUAGUGAAACUCAGCCAGAUAAUACAAGUCACCACCUCAGUAGAAACUGCUUUGGAGAUACUGCAACUACUGACGCAAAUUGUUGCCGAUAAGUUUUUGAGUUUGCGGCAUUCAGAUGUAGCGUUGAUUCUCCAUUCGGUUGCUGCUGUUAUUUCUACUUCCUCCCCGUUACAGACGACCAUGCCUCCGGUUACCGUUGAUGCUACCCAUCCAGAAAGUGUGGGUCCACCCGAGGCAUUGCAGUUAUUUGAUGCAGUUUAUCGAUUGCUACUUGGACUACUGCGAUCACGCAAAGACCUUGUAGUGGAAGUCAUACCGUGCUUCACAGGCGUUUUGAAGGAACUUUUUGCUUGCUUCCGGAUCCGACCCCGCAUCGAUGCACCUGCACCACGACUGAAUCGUAAUUCGACAAAUAGUGCGCACAAAUUCCCGUCACAGUUUGAAACACCAUCUCUACUGGCCCGAUACGCUCCAUUACCCGUCACUUGUGCUGAGAACUUGUCCCGACUAUUGGUGGCUAUCGGUCAAAAGGCUCUCACCAGGAAGCACGCGGCAGGAAACCGCACUGAUGGUGGUAUAACGAUGACAACAAUGGGAACGUCAGCCUCCACCACUGUCAAGCCCUUUUCUAAACACGUUCCGUUCCUGCUCUCCACCAUUGUUCACAUUCAGUCCUCCGCUCGCCCUUUCACACCAGCCGCCAAAUCCGCGUUAAUGGAAGGGGUGUAUGCACUUCUGGACUUGUGCGGAGACCACGGAAGGGAUGCUGUACUGGCUGGCCUCGAUGCCCACGGCGGAGGACGACCAUUGUUCAAGGCACUGGUAGGCGAUUGGGAGAAGUACCAUAGAUUUACGGGUAAAGUGUAAAUAGCAUGGUAAAUCAAGUAGUGCAAAGGAACUACAGAAUUUAGUUUCGAAAGUAGUGAAAUGGAACUUUCAGAAUUUAGAUUCGAGAGACAUGAAACUUGUUACAAUAUAUAUAGUACAAUUGCACCUUCUAAGGAAAACACAAUAAUUGCGGUAUAG
This is a messenger RNA of Spizellomyces punctatus DAOM BR117, 5070 nucleotides long. RefSeq lists its product as uncharacterized. Gene Ontology annotation, biological process: ribosome biogenesis. Lineage: Eukaryota; Fungi; Chytridiomycota; Chytridiomycetes; Spizellomycetales; Spizellomycetaceae. The coding region runs from base 7 to 4911 and encodes 1634 amino acids. The record is from RefSeq and is a predicted model, not a curated record. Gene Ontology annotation, cellular component: nucleolus. The transcript is spliced from 17 exons.